ACAAGACAAUAUGUUCAGACUAGUGGUUUUAUCUGUAGCGGUGGCUGUGGCUGCUGCUAACCCUAACGCUGUUUGGGGUGCUGGCUUGGCCACACCUUUGGCUGCUGGUUUGGCUACACCUCUGGCUGCAUCUUGGGCUACACCCUGGGCUGCAGGAGUUGCCGCUCCCUUAGCUGUGGCUACUCCCCUCGGAGCAUCUAACUACAGAGGCCCACUGUCUCUUGCUCCCGGUCAACCCGCCAAUAUCUUGGCAGCAGACGGCAGGCCCUUAGACACCCUCAGCGUAAAUUUGGAUCGUGCGGUUCACCUUACUGCCAAGGCUGUGGAAGGAAGCGGACACUGGCUGAAGAAAAGAUCAAUCGUAUCUGCUCCUCUUGUUGCUGGUCCCUUGGCCGCUGCUCCCGUUGCUUGGGGUCGCUCGUGGGCUGCCCCCGCCCCUAUUGCUGUUGCCGCUGCCCCCAUUGCUCCAUGGGGACUGGGAGUCGGUGCCCGUGUAGGAAUUUGGUGAAGAUGAACAACGCUAGUAUGUGGUUUUCAAAUUACAUGACAAUAAAAAGAGAGUUGCUUUA
This is a messenger RNA of Pararge aegeria (speckled wood butterfly), 569 nucleotides long. Its product is annotated as myosin-1-like. The record is from RefSeq and is a predicted model, not a curated record. NCBI's taxonomy places the organism in Eukaryota, Metazoa, Arthropoda, Insecta, Lepidoptera, Nymphalidae. The coding region runs from base 11 to 508 and encodes 165 amino acids. The transcript has a single exon.